AUGGCCUCCACUCGCGUCCUCGCCUCCAGACUCGCCACUCAGAUGGCCACCAAGGCCGCCCGCCCUGCGGUGCGCGUCUCUGCCAUGCCUAAGCGCACCAUCACCGGCUUCUCCAGCCCCCUCCAGGCCGUCAAGCGCCAGCAGGCCACCACCAUCAAGUCCUCCAAGGUCUUCACCCAGGUCCAGGCCAAGCGCGCCUACUCCUCUGAGAUCGCCCAGGCUAUGGUCGAGGUCUCCAAGAACCUGGGUAUGGGUUCCGCCGCCAUCGGUCUUACCGGUGCUGGUAUCGGUAUCGGUCUGGUCUUCGCCGCCCUCCUCAACGGUGUUGCCCGCAACCCUGCCCUCCGUGGCCAGCUCUUCUCCUACGCCAUUCUUGGCUUCGCUUUCGUCGAGGCCAUCGGUCUUUUCGACCUCAUGGUUGCCCUCAUGGCCAAGUUCACGUAA
This is a messenger RNA of Colletotrichum graminicola M1.001, 444 nucleotides long. Its product is annotated as ATP synthase subunit C. Lineage: Eukaryota; Fungi; Ascomycota; Sordariomycetes; Glomerellales; Glomerellaceae. Gene Ontology annotation, molecular function: proton transmembrane transporter activity. The transcript has 3 exons. The coding region runs from base 1 to 444 and encodes 147 amino acids. Gene Ontology annotation, biological process: proton motive force-driven ATP synthesis; proton transmembrane transport. The record is from RefSeq and is a predicted model, not a curated record.